AAACUAUUCCAAUUGAUUACUAUCUGCGAAGUCUGAGGGGUCUCAUGAACAACUAGAGCAGUCGAGAAUCAUUGCAAUUGAUCCAGGAAUAUCCCGAUUAGAGCAAAGAAACAGUGAGGUGCAAAGCCAUGAUAGGAAAACUCGCCGCCAGCCACCGCAAGAUCUAUUUAGAUUGAUCCUUUGACUCACUUAUCUUUGACUCAUAUUUACUACCGAGCCAAUCAAAAGCAGACCCGACCAUCUUCCACCUAUCCGACCUCGAGUACAAAAGACCACCUCAGGUUUCCCUACGGCACCUUGACGAAGCAUCCCCCAGACAUCAGACGGAAAAUACAUAAAGCCAGAGCUAUGCAUAUACCUGCCCGCCACGCCGAAACAGACCCCACGGUCCUACGGCAAUUCAUUCGUGACAACCCACUCGGGAUCCUGACGACCGCCACGCCCGACACCCCACACCCACUGCUCCAAGUGAGCCACAUCCCGUGGGUCCUGGGCUUUGAGGACGAGCAGGAGGAGAAUGCAAAUAGUUCAACGACGGCGAACAGCACCAAAUCCCCUCGUCUAGGCCGUCUCCGCGGACACAUGACACGGCAGGACCCGCAGGCCGAAGCACUGUUAUUCAAUCUGCCCUGCUCCUCGCCAGCAUACCUCGAGCAAGAAGUACUUAUCAUGUUCAACGGUCCGGCCCACCACUACAUCACACCCAAAUUCUACACGCAAACCAAGCCCGCUACAGGCAAGGUAGUCCCGACCUGGAACUAUUCGGCCGUUCAGGUAUACGGCCGAGCGCGCAUCUACCAUGACACUCAGUCCGAGAACGUCGCGCGUUUUCUGUCCACCCAGCUUGAUGAUCUCGGUCGGUUGGAGGGGAUGGGAAUUUUGGACUACGGAGCUACGCUUGGUAGCCUUGCCCCUUGGCAGGGGUCUGAUGCCCCGGAGGAGUAUAUUGAACUGUUUACCAAGAGCCUGAUUGGAAUCGAGGUAGAGAUCACCUCUCUGAGCGGUAGGUUCAAGUGGAGCCAGGAUAAGCCCCCUGGCGACCGUGACGGGAUGAUUGCCGGCUUGCAGAACCUGGGUUCUGAGUCUGGCUUGUAGAGUGCUGAGUUGGCUAUGGAACGCGCUAGGGUGCAUGAUUUGAGAAAGGCCGAGAAAUAGUAUUCAGACUGAGAAGGCGGCGAUUUGAGCCGGUUCCCUAUAUCCUUUUUAUACUAUAGAAUGUUAUUGCUAG
Messenger RNA from Aspergillus sclerotioniger CBS 115572, 1228 nucleotides. RefSeq names its product FMN-binding negative transcriptional regulator. Bases 349 to 1095 code for a protein of 248 amino acids. The transcript has a single exon. The record is from RefSeq and is a predicted model, not a curated record. NCBI's taxonomy places the organism in Eukaryota, Fungi, Ascomycota, Eurotiomycetes, Eurotiales, Aspergillaceae.